AUGGCGUCCCAUUUUUCCAGUGGCGCCGGGGUUACCUUGGUUGAGCUGCCAAAAUCAAACAACUUCACGUCUAAACUGCCUCCUGAUCCUGCUUUUGAGACUCCAGAAAUCUCACACAAGGCCCCGAGAGAAACCCUCGGGCCCCGCAUGGUCAAAGGAGCACUGUUUACUUAUGUCCGCCCGGAGCCGACAGAUGCACCAGAACUUCUAGGUGUUAGUCCCAAGGCAAUGAAAGACUUGGGACUAAAGCCCGGUGAAGAUCAAACGGCGCAGUUCAAAGCGCUAGUCGCAGGGAAUGAAUUCUGGUGGGAUGAGGAGAAGGGUGGAAUUUACCCUUGGGCCCAGUGUUAUGGAGGGUGGCAAUUCGGUUCGUGGGCCGGACAGCUUGGAGACGGGCGUGCAAUCAGCCUCUUCGAGUGCACCAACCCGCACACCAACACGCGAUAUGAGCUUCAAUUAAAAGGGGCAGGCAGAACACCGUAUUCGCGUUUCGCGGAUGGUAAAGCUGUCCUCCGAUCGAGUAUCCGUGAAUACGUGGUCUCAGAAGCUCUAUCCGCUCUUGGUAUACCGACUACUCGUGCACUCUCACUCACCUCUGUACCUAAUGCCAAGGUAUUGCGUGAGCGUCUUGAGCCUGGAGCAAUCGUUGCACGGUUUGCCGAGACUUGGUUGAGAAUUGGCACUUUUGAUCUUCUUCGUGUUCGCGGAGAUCGUGAGCUCAUCAGGAAACUCGCAACAUAUGUUGCCGAAGACGUCUUUGGUGGGUGGGAAUCUCUUCCUGCCAUAGUGUCAGUACGUGAACAGCAAUCUCCCACGGAGAUGGGCAAUCCUCCAAGGGGAAUCUCCCGGGACGAAGUCCAAGACCACCAGGACAUACAGGAGAAUCGAUUUGCGAGGCUGUAUCGAGAAAUUUCUCGCCGCAACGCGAAGACAGUAGCCGCGUGGCAGGCCUACGGAUUCAUGAACGGCGUGCUCAACACGGAUAAUACAUCCAUCUACGGCUUGUCACUUGACUUUGGUCCAUUCGCGUUCAUGGACAACUUCGAUCCCCAAUAUACCCCGAAUCAUGAUGACCACAUGUUGCGCUAUGCCUAUCGGAACCAGCCCAGCAUCAUUUGGUGGAAUUUGGUUCGACUUGGUGAGUCACUGGGCGAACUAAUUGGAGCUGGAAACCGAGUCGACGAAGAAAGCUUUGUGAAAGAUGGCGUGUCGGAGGAUCUUGAACCAGAAAUCGUCACACGUGCGGAGAACAUCAUUGACCGCACGGGUGAGGAGUUCAGAGCAGUGUUCCUGAACGAAUACAAGCGAUUGAUGCGCCAGAGGCUAGGACUGAAGACCCAAGUCGAGUCGGACUUCCAAGACCUCUUUUCGGAGAUGCUGGACACACUUGAGGCCCUCGAGCUGGACUUCAACCACUUUUUCCGCCGGCUCUCUACGUUGCCGCUGUCCAAGUUGGAAACCGAAGAAGGCCGGAAGGAAGCAGCCUCGAUUUUCUUCCACAGUGAAGGUUUCGGUGGAAUUGGCUACACUGAUGACACAGCGAGAGCACGCAUUGCGAAAUGGCUUGAUGGCUGGCGAGCUCGUGUGCUUGAAGACUGGGGCCCAGAAAAUGACGAGGAAAGGCAAAAGGCGAUGAAAUCUGUCAAUCCAAAUUUUGUGCCUCGAGGAUGGAUUCUUGAUGAGGUCAUCGAACGCGUUGAACACAAAGGAGACCGAGAGAUUCUGGGAAGGGUCAUGCAAAUGUCCUUGAAUCCCUUUAAUGAUGAAUGGGGCCUCGACAAAGAAGAGGAACAGCGCUUCUGUGGGGACGUUCCCAACUCGUAG
Penicillium arizonense is the source of this 1824-nucleotide messenger RNA. RefSeq lists its product as uncharacterized. NCBI's taxonomy places the organism in Eukaryota, Fungi, Ascomycota, Eurotiomycetes, Eurotiales, Aspergillaceae. The transcript has 7 exons. The record is from RefSeq and is a predicted model, not a curated record. The coding region runs from base 1 to 1824 and encodes 607 amino acids.